CUGAUUUAGCCUUAAAGGAGACGCAACACUGAGUGUAUUUCACCGGUCCACGUUUAGGCUAGGCAAGAGAAGGGGUUUACUAUAGCUUUAAGAAAUAAUAAAGUAGUGGCCGGGUCUUUAAAAAUAAAAAUAUUGAAACUAAUAAUAUUGCAAUUAUUAAUUGCCGGCGGGAAUUGAAAUAGGUUUUGUAGCAUACUUUUUUGUAAAUGUUUUGUGUGGCUGACAUACAGCUAGAAUGCGUCGUUCUUUAUAACUGUGCCUUUGUAUUUCUAACCCGUUUCACUUAAAAAAAAAAAAAAACAACAACAGAUAAACGCCUUCAGCGAGAGACCGAAUAAAAGUUAAAUAAACGGGGAUGGACCGGGACGCUUCCCGGGCCGCAGGUUGUAGCACGGAGGCAGGUGGAAACGCUAAACUCGUUGGUGAGAAGGCCUCUGCAACAUCCUCGGGCCCCCGUGUUGUUCCCGGCGCGGGAAGAGUCCUGAGAGAACGCGGAAUCAGUCGUUCACAGACCGUGGCUUCUUCGCCGGUCCACAAUAACUCUAGGUCAGACUCGGGACGAGUCUUACGAGACCGAUCUUCUCGAAGGACAACGGCGUGGAGGGAUUCCGAAAGAAGCAGUAAAACUAGUGGCCAGGUCCCGAGUGCUGUAGCGAAAAGCCGGAGGAAACCUGAACACCCACGCCGCAGGAGGAACACUGGAAGCCGCUCGGAGACAUCAAAAGACACCGGGGAUGACAGCGGCCUACCUAUGGAUUCUGAAGAUAAGAAAGAGUCCUUGGAUAAAGACACUCGGGGAUCCAGAAUACGACGGCCCCAGGCUGCCCCACGAGAGCGAGCUGCCUCCGUGCGGGAGCCACGUGCCACAGCCACUCUGGUGUGCAAAAGUGAACCGGAGUCAGAGCCCCAACGCAUGCCUUUGUCAGGUGAGCUGUGUUUGUCUGCAGAGUCAGCAGACAAUGUGGUGAACAAGAGCGGCGGCAGUGAGGAUGACGAGCGCGGUGGUGGUGAUGAAGAUGAUGUACUUAUUUCUGAAGAGGAUCCUCCUUUUAGAGAUGACCCAAGUGACCUGAACUACAAACCUGAAGAUGAAAGGGAGCCCCAGAAACCACGUCGGCGAGUCCCCCGGCAGAAAGAGAAGAAGGAUAAGGAGAUAAAAAUGGAGGAAGGAGAUGAUGUCAGCGUGAAGGUGGAGAAUGAGUUUGGAGAGGACGAGGAGCCACCUCGCAAGCGUGGUAGGAGGCGGAAAGAUGACAAAAGUCCUCGUCUUCCAAAAAGAAGGAAGAAGCCACCAGUGCAGUAUGUCCGCUGUGAGAUGGAAGGGUGCGGCACUGUUUUGGCUCACCCCCGUUACCUCCAGCACCAUAUAAAAUAUCAGCAUCUCUUGAAGAAGAAAUAUGUGUGUCCACACCCAUCCUGCGGGAGGCUGUUUCGCUUGCAGAAGCAGCUGCUCCGUCAUGCAAAGCACCAUACAGAUCAGAGGGAUUACAUCUGUGAGUACUGUGCCCGUGCCUUCAAGAGCUCCCACAACCUGGCCGUGCACCGCAUGAUCCACACGGGGGAGAAGCCGCUACAGUGUGAGAUCUGUGGUUUCACCUGUAGACAGAAGGCCUCGCUCAACUGGCACAUGAAGAAGCACGAUGCCGAUGCCUUCUACCAAUUCUCCUGUAGCAUCUGCGGGAAGAAGUUUGAGAAGAAGGACAGUGUGGUGGCCCACAAGGCCAAGAGCCACCCGGAAGUUCUGAUUGCUGAGGCGCUGGCAGCCAAUGCAGGAUCCCUCAUCACCACCCCUGCACCCCUGCUAGAGGGGCUGCCUGGAGUGGGGACUGAGUCUGGGGCUGGGGUGGAGCAGGUAGUAUCUGUGGGUGGUGAUUCUGACCAGGCACUCCCUCCUGUACCGGUACCCAUUUCAAUGCCCUUGGUGGCCCAGCAGUCGGUUACCCCUCUCUCCCCACAAACACAGCUUCCACUCCUGCCUCAGAGUCUAGGACUGGGGUCCAUCUGCCCACUAGCCCCCUCCUCCGUCACCACCACUGCCACCUCCGGCAUAAACCAGGCCCUCGUGUCCGAGGCCCAAGGCAGCGUAAUCUGGGAGGGCGAGGGGCUGGAGGCAGGAGGAGUGGUGUGGGAGCAACAGGGGAGGCAGGAGAGGGUGGAUCACGGGCAGAUGGCGUGGGAUAGGCAUGGGCAGGUGGAGAGACAGGGGGUGGAUGGAGGGCUGGGCUGGGAAAGGGAAGGGAGCAGAGAUGGUUUACUAGGGAAUGUGGAAGAACACGUCCAUCAUGGGACCCACCAUGGUUUGAUGUAAGGCUGGGGGGGGAGAAUAAGGUAACAGUUCUGGCGCAAAGGCUUUAACAUUGUAUAAUUAAUAUGCUGUAUUUUCACAGAUAAGUACAUUGCAGAUAGAUAAAUAUACUACUAUAUCAGGGAAUACAAGUUCAUGUCUUUUUUUUGUACAUAGGAUAUUUUAGGGUGUAUUUAACUCUCUCCAUCUUCUGCCGUGUAGGUGUGAGAGAGACUGAAGCUAAGAGUAUGGGUGUCUAAUGCAAAAAAACACCUUUAAUAUGUCCUCCUUUUAACUUGGUCGUGAUAUGUCUAAAGCAUUAAUACAGUAUUAAUGUACAUUUUUUAAUUUAUUUUUUUUCCCCCAUGUGUUGAAAACGAAAUCUAAAAUUUGUUGCCUCCAUGUGCCAUUUAGCAAAGUUCUAGCAGUCAAGCUUCUGUUUUGAAUGUGAGAACGGCUCAGUUUAGGUGCUGAGUUUUGAAUUCUUUUGGCCUUUUGUCAAACCAUCUGCUGUUCCCCACGGACCCCCGUCCUGUCAUUGUAUCUGUGUUUUCACAUGUGUCAGGUGUGUCACACAGCCUGGUGUGGGUGGGUAGGCCACAGCAAAGCACAACGCAGCUCUGAGGUGUGUUAUGCAUCUUGUUACUGAAGCCAUAGUGGAGAAAACUAUAUGUUCGCACGUGCAGGGGGGGAGACUUUUUUUUUUUUAAUUGCCACAGAGCAGUGCAAAGUUUUACGGCAGAUAUUUUGUGUUUUGAAUCCUGUGGUGAAUGCUAUUUGCAAAAUAAAAAGUGGCUGUCAUUUGUGGAGACCCAGAAGUAGGUAUGUUAAACUCCUAAAAGCAGUGUUUCCUAAUCCGGUCCUCAAGGACCCACAGACACUCCAUGCUUUUGCUGCCUCCCAGCUCCCAGUAAAAAUGUGGACUGUCUGGCAGGGAGCUGGGAGGCAGCAAAAACAUGGACCGUUUUGGGAAAGACUGCCUAACAGGGUUUACUAGCACAUGGCCGUGGACUGAGCUGUGUAGCAAUGGCCACUGACUCUUCUGUAGACCUGCAUUGCAAAAGAAAGCAAACAUGGAAUAAAAUCUCAAAAGUGUGA
Messenger RNA from Brienomyrus brachyistius, 3382 nucleotides. RefSeq names its product E3 ubiquitin-protein ligase ZFP91-like. The record is from RefSeq and is a predicted model, not a curated record. The transcript is spliced from 11 exons. Gene Ontology annotation, biological process: regulation of transcription by RNA polymerase II. NCBI's taxonomy places the organism in Eukaryota, Metazoa, Chordata, Actinopteri, Osteoglossiformes, Mormyridae. Gene Ontology annotation, molecular function: transcription coregulator activity. The coding region runs from base 356 to 2308 and encodes 650 amino acids. Gene Ontology annotation, cellular component: nucleus.